Colletotrichum higginsianum IMI 349063 is the source of this 1632-nucleotide messenger RNA. RefSeq names its product ent-kaurene oxidase. The coding region runs from base 1 to 1632 and encodes 543 amino acids. Gene Ontology annotation, molecular function: heme binding; oxidoreductase activity, acting on paired donors, with incorporation or reduction of molecular oxygen; monooxygenase activity. The record is from RefSeq and is a predicted model, not a curated record. The transcript is spliced from 4 exons. NCBI's taxonomy places the organism in Eukaryota, Fungi, Ascomycota, Sordariomycetes, Glomerellales, Glomerellaceae.
AUGUUGCUCCCCGAUGUUUUGGGGACGUUUUCCCUCCAAGCCCUUGUGUCUGGUCAUUAUGAACUAUUGGUAUCCCUUCUCACAGCUUCAGCGCUGCUCGUCGUCUAUGCGGCCAUGGGAGAGAGUUCCUGCGGCAGGGGUGGCUUUCCCAUCGCCAAUCCUACGCGUGUUUUCGAAUUCUCCUCCAUAUUUCGUGUCGUCGCCUUCAUACGAUCGCCCAGGGACCUCCUCAGAUCGUUCGCUGAGAGGUACCGCGACACGCCGUAUUGGCUCAACAUGGAACUGGGCAAAGUUCUUGUCUUGCCUGCCCAUAUGAUCAACGAGAUCCGUGUCAACCCCAUGAUGAGCAGCUUGGCUGCAAUCCAGGAGGUGAGUCGCGCCGCCUUGGUUCAAAUCGAAAUGCAAUGGAAGCUGACAUUACACAAGGUCCAGAAUGGUUCCCUGAAGGGAUUCGAGCCGAUUGGCGACGUGCUCGACGAUCAAAUGCUUAAACUAGUGAAGGAGCACUUGACGACCAAGAACAUGGGUAUGUGCAUCAUGAUACCAUCCAUUUCCGAAGAGGUUUCCGACAGCCUGUCGCUCAUUUUCUCCGACUCUUCUGAUUGGAAGGAGUUCCAACUAGGUGAACCCAUCAUUCGCCUCGUUGCCCGAACGUCAUCUAGAGUCUUCGGAGGCAAGACCUUCUGUCGCAGUGAGGCUUGGCUUAAGGCCAUGGCCAAGUACACGAAGCACUUCUUGCUUGCCAGUAUUACCCUGAGAUUCUUCCCUACUUGGAGCAAGUCUCUCGUCCAGUGGAUACUCCCUCCUUGCUGGUUGCUGAGAUCCAACCUUGUGAAUUGCCGCCGGGUGAUUGAACCGAUUCUGGAGCAGCGCCAGGCUGAGGUCGAGCGCGCACAAGAGAAUGGCGAGGACGUUGAGUAUGCUUUUGACCAAGCAUUGACCUCGCUCGAUAGGGAUAUCGACAUGGCCACAGCACACAUCAGCUUAGCCAUGGUUGCCAUUCACACCACGGCAGACCUACUAGAGAAGACAAUGCUGGCCCUUAUUGAGCAUGAUGAACUCAUCGAGCCACUGCGCCAGGAGGUCAUGAGCGUCCUUAGUACCCAUGGUCUGAGCAAUGCAGGAUUGGCCGGUCUCACACUGAUGGACAGUGUGCUCAAGGAGACCCAGAGAAUGAACCCUGUCGCAAACAGUUUUCUUAACCGCAUUGCUCUCGAAGACUUUCAGCUGUCCAACGGCAUGAUUAUCCCCAAAGGCACGCUUCUCGGCGUUGGCCCUACUCACAUGUGGGACAAUUCCUUUUACGAGAACGGCGAUAAAUUUGACGGCUAUCGCUUCCUCCGAAUGCGUGAGGACCCGGAAAAACGGCAGCAGUCCUACUUGGUCAGUACCAGUCCGCAUCAUCUCGGCUUUGGUCACGGUUCGCACGCUUGCCCCGGCCGGUUUUUUGCCGCCAAUGAGAUCAAAAUCAUCUUGUGUCACCUGCUCCUCAAAUACGAAUGGAAGAUACUGGGGGAAGGACCGCAUAUCAUCAACCUGGGAGUACUGAACGCAGCGUACCCAUGGACGAAAUUGCAAAUACGCAGGAGAGCGGAGACAUUGAAUCUCGACGAGAUUUUGACUGGGCAUUGA